AUGCCCGAGCUGAAACGAGUGAAAAUCUCCCAUAUCGAGGGCAAACCUCAUGUUCUCGAUCUUAAAGAGAUAGCUAAGUGGGUUAAAGAGGCAGGGGGUAUAUUCCGCGAUGAAGACCUUGACUUCAUUCAGUGGAGCCAAGCAGCAAAGAACUUCUAUCAGUUCAAAUGCCUGAGAGACAAGGACCUGGGAAAGGAGGCUCCUCGACCCCUCUUCUACGUCGAACACUUUGCGUUCUUCCUGAACCAACAAGAUUCUGAAGACUUCUUCACAUAUUGGCUCAAGGUAGAAGUCAAACUUCGAAAGGAGCACCAAUCGAAACUCUACGCCUUCGACAGCAACACAUACGAACGCGAAUGGACACUCGUCCACGUAAGAACAUCUGCUGGUACUGGAACCUCCGAGGACAAUGCAGAGGCUGUGACAAGGAACACUGCUGCACGUUCUGUGGCAGCACCUGUCAUAUGCAUGCAAUUCACCCCAUAUGCUUCCCGGCCCGGCCCGGAGCGGCCGGACUUUGGAUUAAUAACCUUGUGA
Molecule: messenger RNA, 537 nt
Organism: Lentinula edodes (shiitake mushroom)
Lineage: Eukaryota; Fungi; Basidiomycota; Agaricomycetes; Agaricales; Omphalotaceae
Exons: 2
Coding region: 1-537 (178 amino acids)
Source: RefSeq, a predicted model, not a curated record